AUGACCAACGGCCGCUACACUAACGGACCUCCUCACUGUUUUAGAGCAGAGAAAAGAGAGAAAGACAAGCUGAGCGCAGAUUCCGACACCGUUCCGCAAAGGAACGAGAGAGGAUUGAGGCCGUUAUCUGCGCGAGCGCUCACAUCCAGAGCCGUGACGUCACUGUGUCCCGGCUCAUACGCGCGUGAAUCGGUCAGGUCUUUUUAA
Molecule: messenger RNA, 207 nt
Organism: Knipowitschia caucasica
Lineage: Eukaryota; Metazoa; Chordata; Actinopteri; Gobiiformes; Gobiidae
Source: the annotation of a GenBank genome assembly